Molecule: messenger RNA, 2617 nt
Organism: Daucus carota subsp. sativus
Lineage: Eukaryota; Viridiplantae; Streptophyta; Magnoliopsida; Apiales; Apiaceae
Product: topless-related protein 1
Exons: 19
Coding region: 364-2274 (636 amino acids)
Biological process (GO): regulation of DNA-templated transcription
Molecular function (GO): protein binding
Source: RefSeq, a predicted model, not a curated record
CUUCUUUUCAGUUUGCUAUAAGCUGGCUGCUAUUCUUAGCUCAUCUAGAGCAUUUUGCAAAUGGAUUAUUUAGCAGAAGGAAUUAUGUUGUUUAUCUAUAUGAAAUUAUUAGAAGAAAGGGAUCAGAUGAUAGGUUGCUUCAUCAAUCUAGGUUAUUUUAAUGUGCUGAUUCUUGAUGGGAACUUGGAAGAAGUGGAAAUGCACCUCUUGUAUUUUUCAACAAAUAAGUGGCAAUGACCUUUCCAAGCAGAUCUAUAGGCCAUAAUCGAAUCUAUUUGCACAAGUCCUGAGAAGCAAUGGAGUAAGUUUAAAAUGGGUUGAUCUUUCAGACUGUAACUUCAUGUAUUUAUAUAUCAUUUGUAAAUGUCUGCUGAUUUAACUAACACCCCACAGUAUGCUACCGAGAACUCAAGGAGGCUUGAAUCCUCAUUACCUGCAAAGACGCCAGACCAUCUAAGGCUUCAUUUUGGUUCCAUCGACACAAUUCACGAUCAGGCAAUGGAUUCGUCUUGGAAGGACUUCCAAACCCUGCAAUUUAUAAAGGAGAGACAAUUCAAAGGGUCUGCUCACAACAGGUCGGAGUGUGAAUCGAGUUGCUACUUCGACCUAGAUUAUUUUUCAGGGCUCAUUCUUGACGGGAACUGGGAAAAAGUGGAAAUGUAUCUUUUGCGUUUCCUAGAAAAUGGUGACAGUGAGCUCUCCAGGCCGAUCCUUAAUCUAAUACGUAUGCUUAAGCACUGCCAAGAUUUGAAGGAGACAUCAAAAGAGGAACUUGACGAGAUUCAAGCUGCGCGACUGAAACUGGUCAAUUACAUGAAAGAUGCUUUGCCUCGAAUCCUUAUAUCGCAAAGCUCGAGCUGGCAGCAUUCAGGGUGUCCUGAUCCAGCACCUCAGCCUCCUGAACAUAGAUGCAUUGGUGGCCAGGUUUCACAGAUAACUCCGAAUAUGCAAGAUUCUGGAUCUGAAUCAGCUCCACCCCAACGACGGACUACUCGUACAGCACAGAUAAGCUUAGGUGCUGUUACCAGGACGAUUCCCUCUAAUGAUCCAGUUGCAAUAAAUUAUUCUAAUACUGGACAAAGUGCUACUGAAGUGCAAAGGGCUAGGAGAGGAUUUCCUACAUCAGUUGCACAAACACUUGAUCAGAGUUCAUCUAUAACAACCAUGGAUUUUAAUCCUGUUCAUUCAACAAUACUUUUAGUUGGAACUCUUGUGGGAGAUAUAGCUUUGUGGGAAGUGGAUUCUGGGAAGGUGGCCCUACGACCUCCUCAGCCGUGGGACACUGAAUCACUUUCACCAGAAUUAUUGUUAGCAUUUGAAGAAGCUUCAAUCUCAGUAUGUCGUGUAAGAUGGAACCAGGAUGGAACUUUAUUUGGAGUUGCAUACUCAAAGCACAUUAUUCAGCUCUAUUCCUGUCCUGGUACUGGGAAAAUUGUGCGACAUAAAGAGAUUAAUGCUCAUAUUGGCAGUGUAUAUGAUCUCGUCUUUGCUGGUAAACUAUUAUUCACUUGUGGCAGUGACAUAUUAAUCAAGGUUUGGGAUCUGGCUGCUAAUUGUCAGCUAGUAUGGGUUAUUCAAGGCUGUCCUGCGUACUCUCUGUGUCCUGUUGUUCGUGGUGACACUCGUUUUCUCAUAUCACAUUCAUUUGACGGGCAACUGAAGGUAUGGAGCCAGCACAGAGCAAGUCCAGCAUGUUUAUUUCGUAGUUGGAAGUGCACUACAAAGUCUUAUAUUCCAGAUAGUAAACGGCUUUUCACUUCUGGCACUGAUGAACAUGGCAAGGCAUACAUUGUUGAAUGGCAAGUUAGGAAUGGUGAAAGAAAAGUCAAGAGGUCUUUUCGGGGACUUAAUGAAUACAGCGGACAUUUGCAUUUUGAUUUGAACAAGAACAGUAUCUUGGCUGCUGGAUAUAAUCACCAAAUAAAAUUUUGGGAUAUCGAUAAUGGGAAUCCUUUAGGUGUAUCUAUUGCUGAUGGGAACCUACCUGAUGUACCUUUAAUCAAGUUCAACAAGGAUGGAAGUCUAUUGGCUGUGACGGCAAAGAAUAAUAGAAUUAACAUCUUAGCAUCCAGAGAUGGUAUGCAACUGUUGGAAACUCGUAAAGUUCCUCACCGUGCUGCCUCUGAAAUUACAGCUAAUACUUCAUCCAAGAGACCAGUUCACGAAAUUUGUGAUGAGAUUUCUCCCUAUCCGUUUGCACUCAUUCCAGCAAAUGACGAUAUAAUGAACAACAAUGGAGUAGAAACGGGAUGGCAGUACAGUGGAGGAGAUUAAUCACUGAUACUGUUCUUUAAGUGGUGCUUAGUGUUAGACCCUUCCAAAAAAAAUGUUGUGCUUUUUUGUUUUGGGAGCUAGCUUGACAAUUGUGAUUUUGUGAUGUUGUCCAUGGAUUAUUCCAUCAGGCUUAAACAGUGCUCAGACUCAUAACGUGUAAUACACAAUCUCAGCAGAUCAUCCACUGUUAGUUCUAACAUUGAACUAUUGAGAACUGUGGGAUAAGGAAAAAAGGAGGGUACCAAGCAUACGAAAAUUUGAUGGAAUUAAAGGGUGGGAGAGCUCGGCCUUGAUUCAAAAGACAAUGAUCAGCCACUUUCUUGAAAAGUCUAGGAUCUACCGG